GAGGGUUCUAGAUGACCCAAAGGGUUCUGGACACCCCAAAGGGAUCCACAGAGCUCAAUGGGAUCCGUGGAUCCCAAAGGGUUCUGGACACCCCAAAGGCUUCUGUGGACCCCAAAGGGAUCCAGGGAGCUCAAUGGGAUCCGUGGAUCCCAAAGGUUCCGUGGAUCCCAGAGGAUUCUGGACACCCCGAAGGGAUCCACGGAGCUCAGCGGGUUCCAUGGACCCCAAAGGGUUCUGUGGGAUCUGGGUUCUGUUGGAUCCCAAAAGGUUCCGUGGAGCUCAAUGGGAUCCGUGGUCCCCGAUGGGUUCUGGGGACCCCAAAAGGCUCCAGGGAGCUCAGUGGGAUCCGUGGUCCCCGAUGGGUUCUGGGGACCCCAAAGGGUUUGAGGGCCCCUGAAGGGUCCAGGGACCCCCCCGCGUCCUGUGGACCCCAAAGGCUUCUCCAGAGCCCCAGGUUCUGCUCAGCCCCCAAAGUGUUCCAGAGACCCCAAAAGGAUUUUAUGGAUCCCCCAAAGUGUUCCAGAGACCCCAAAAGGAUUUUAAGGACCCCAAAGUGUUCCACAGACCCCAAAAGGAUUUUAUGGAUCCCCCAAAGUGUUCCAGAGACCCCAAAAGGAUUUUAUGGGCCCCAAAAGGAUUUUAUGGAUCCCCCAAAGUGUUCCAGAGACCCCAAAAGGAUUUUAUGGACCCCAAAAGGAUUUUAUGGACCCCAAAGUGUUCCAGAGACCCCAAAAGAAUUUUAUGGACCCCAAAGUGUUCCAGAGGCCCCAAAAGGAUUUUAUGGAUCCCCCAAAAGGAUUUUAUGGACUCCAAAGGAUUUUGUGGACCCCAAAAAGAUUUUAUGGACUCCAAAGGAUUUUAAGGACCCCAAAAAGGAUUUUAAGGACCCCAAAAAGUUCUCCGGCCCCGAUGGAUUCUAUGGCCCCAAAGGGUUCGACAACCCCACAGCUCGAAGGUCACCGGGGUUUUAUGGCCCUGGGGUUUUAUGGCCCUGGGGUUUUAUGGCCCCCAGGGUUUUAUGGCCCUGGGGAUUUAUGGCCCCCAGGGAUUUAUGGCCCCCGAGGUUUUAUGGCCCCGGGAUUUACACCCCGAUGCGUGAAAGUGCCUCCAUAAAGAUUUGGGAACUUUUAUGGGCUCGGUGCCUUCCUGGGACAGCGAGGGAUUUAUCUGGGAUUCCAUUCCCUGUUUUCCCAGUUGUGCAAAGAGUGGGAAUUGGGGUUUUUCUGGGAUUCCAUUCCCUGUUUUUUCCAGUUACGCAAAGAGUGGGAAUUUGGGUUUAUCUGGGAUUGCAUUCCCUGUUUUUCCAGUUGUUCCAAGGGCAGGAAUGGGGAUUUAUCCGGGGUUUAUCCAGGAUUUAUGUGGGAUUCCAUUCCCUGUUUUUCCAGUUGUUCCAAGGCUGGGAAUUGGGAUUUCUCCAGGAUUUCAUUCCCUGUUUUCCCAGUUGUUCCAAGGCUGGGAAUGAGGAUUCAUCCAGGAUUUAUCCAGGAUUUAUCUGGGAUUCCAUUCCCUGUUUUUCCCAGUUGUGCAAAGAGUGGGAAUUGGGGUUUUUCUGGGAUUCCAUUCCCUGGGUUUCCAGUUGUUCCAAGGACGGGAAUGGGGAUUUAUCCGGGAUUUAUCCGGGAUUUCUCCAGGAUUCCAUUCCCUGUUUUUCCCAGUUAUGCCAAGGCUGGGAAUUGGGAUUUAUCUGGGAUUCCAUUCCCUGUUUUUCCCAGUUGUGCAAAGAGUGGGAAUUGGGGUUUUUCUGGGAUUUCAUUCCCUGUUUUUGCAGUUGUUCCAAGGGCAGGAAUGGGGAUUUAUCCAGGAUUUCUCCAGGAUUCCAUUCCCUGUUUUCCCAGUUGUUCCAAGGCUGGGAAUUGGGGUUUAUCUGGGAUUCCAUUCCCUGUUUUCCCAGUUAUGCCAAGACUGGGAAUGGGGCUUUAUCCGGGAUUCCAUUCCCUGUUUUCCCAGCUGUUCCAACGCUGGGAAUUGGGGAUUUAUCCGGGAUUCCAUUCCCUGUUUUCCCAGCUGUUCCAACGCUGGGAAUUGGGGUUUUAUCCCAGAUUCCAUUCCCUGUUUCCCAGUUAUGCCAAGGCUGGGAAUUAGGAUUUUUCUGGGAUUCCAUUCCCUGUUUUCCCAGCUGUUCCAAGGCUGGGAAUUGGGGCUUUAUCCCAGAUUCCAUUCCCUGCUUUCCCAGCUGUUCCCAGUGCAGGCAAUGAGGAUUCAUCCAGCAUUUCUCCGGGAUUUCUCCAGGAUUCCAUCCCCUGCUUUUUUCCAACCCUGCAAAGGGUGGGAAUCGCAGCCGCCUGGGCUCAAUUCCUGGAAAAACGCCCUGGGAAUGUGGGGGAAAAAUCUGGGAGACGAUCCCAGCCCGUCAGCAGGGACGGCAACGGGGGGGUGCCGAGGGGGGGAUGGACUUGGAUUGGCCGAGCCUCGAGGUCUUUCCCAAC
Corvus hawaiiensis (hawaiian crow) is the source of this 2426-nucleotide messenger RNA. RefSeq lists its product as uncharacterized. Lineage: Eukaryota; Metazoa; Chordata; Aves; Passeriformes; Corvidae. Bases 12 to 2195 code for a protein of 727 amino acids. The transcript is spliced from 5 exons. The record is from RefSeq and is a predicted model, not a curated record.